AACAACCAUGUUCACCCGAUCCCCUCGGGGCCGUUCACCUAUGCGCUCGCCAGACCCUGGCCUGCCAAAAUUACCUCGAUCACACAACCGAUCAAGAAGCUACACACGAAGCCCAGCACCAGAGCGCCACCGUCGGUCCAGGAGCAGAAGUGAUUCUGUAUCACGAGAACGAUCUCUCUCACGCUCGCGCUCGCGCUCUCGCUCUCGAAGUCCCGUCAGAGGUGGAAGGAGGUAUCGCAGUGCCAGUCGCAGUCGCAGUCGCUCUCUCAGCCCAGUUCAAAGCCCUCCGCGGAGCUCCAAGGUCGUCGUGGAAAAG
This is a messenger RNA of Penicillium diatomitis, 316 nucleotides long. RefSeq names its product Serine/arginine-rich splicing factor SR45. The record is from RefSeq and is a predicted model, not a curated record. The transcript is spliced from 2 exons. The annotation marks the transcript as partial. NCBI's taxonomy places the organism in Eukaryota, Fungi, Ascomycota, Eurotiomycetes, Eurotiales, Aspergillaceae.